AUGGCUGAGACCAACCCCAUUGUCUCAGCUCUACGAAACAACCAAACACCACCGAUUAUCAUCAACCAAGACAGUUCUGUAUUCUCCACCAGUGUUAUACUUAAUAAAAUCAACUACCCAUUAUGGUCACAAAUAAUGGAAAUGCGCAUUGGCUCUAGUAAUAAGGCCGGAUAUCUCACUGGAGAAGUGAAGAAGCCACCACCCGAAGAUCCUAGUUACGCAAUAUGGGUCAUCGAAAAUUACAAAGUGAAAAGUUGGCUUAUUGAUUCAAUGGAUCCAUUGCUGAUGCAGCGGUUCAUUCUGCUUUCCACGGCCAAGGAAAUUUGGAAAGCUAUAGCAAAGACCUUCUAUGACGAAUUAGAUGAGACUUGUCUUUUUGAAUUGAAUCGGAAAUCCUUCUCCACCACACAGAAUGGUGGACCAUUAUCUAUAUAUUAUAAUGAACUUGUUGCAAUUUUCCAGGAAAUAGAUCACAAGAUAACCUCUCAGGAAGAAACCGUCGAAGGGAUGGUCCAAUUGCAUUCGCAAUGGCUAGGCUUUGAGUCCAUAUUUUUUUUAAGUGGGCUUGAUCCUGAGUUUGAUCACGUUUAUAGAGAAAUCCUUCGGAAGGAUCCCAAACUUAAUCUAGAAAGCACUUAUACAUAUGUACAAAGAGAAUACCAACAAAGACAGACGAUGGGAGUUCCUUUUGGAAAAUUACAAAUACCAACGUCUGCUGAAGAAUCACCAACAUCUGAAGAGUUGCACAUGAUAACACUAUUGACCAAAGAAUCAACUCAGAAUGUCCUGGACACCAAUAUUUCUACUCAGGAUGCCUUAGCAGAUCCAAAAUGGACAAAGGCUGCAAUUGAGAUUGCACAGAAUCCCGUACAACACGAUCGCACCAAACAUGUUGAAGUUGAUCAGCAUUUCAUCAAGGAAAAGCUAGACCAGAAGAUUAUACAGUUCUCAUUUGUCAAGUCAGAAGACCAGUUAGCUGAUAAACUCACAAAAGCAAUGUCAUUAAAGAUAUUCCAUGAUAUGAUUGACAAGUUGGGCAUGAUAGAUAUCCAUGCUCCAACUUGA
Manihot esculenta (cassava) is the source of this 1065-nucleotide messenger RNA. RefSeq lists its product as uncharacterized. The record is from RefSeq and is a predicted model, not a curated record. The transcript is spliced from 2 exons. The coding region runs from base 1 to 1065 and encodes 354 amino acids. Lineage: Eukaryota; Viridiplantae; Streptophyta; Magnoliopsida; Malpighiales; Euphorbiaceae.